Molecule: messenger RNA, 372 nt
Organism: Colletotrichum orchidophilum
Lineage: Eukaryota; Fungi; Ascomycota; Sordariomycetes; Glomerellales; Glomerellaceae
Product: xylosidase/arabinosidase
Exons: 1
Coding region: 1-372 (123 amino acids)
Biological process (GO): carbohydrate metabolic process
Molecular function (GO): hydrolase activity, hydrolyzing O-glycosyl compounds
Source: RefSeq, a predicted model, not a curated record
AUGAGCACAGCAGUGAUGCCUCUUGAUACAGGAAAUAUCAAGGUCGCCAGCGCCGGCCUCUUUGCGCCUACUUUACGCCACCAUAAAGGCACUUUCUGUAUCAUUUGCACCAAUACAAGGCACGGUCGAGAUAUCCGUGCCUCGGACAACUUCUACAUCACCACUACUGAUAAGUGGCCAGUCGAAUGGUCCAAUCCAAUCUCCUUUCCCCUGAACGUCAUCGAUCCCAGCCUGUAUCUCGACGACGAUGGCCGCAUCUACGUUCCGGGAUCCUGGAGAAUAGACCGCCUCAAACAGCCCAGCUGCACAAGGCAGCAAUUUGAGAUAGACAUCACAACCGGCAAGCCCCUGUCCGAUACCCGCGAGAUCUGA